Molecule: messenger RNA, 912 nt
Organism: Quercus robur (English oak)
Lineage: Eukaryota; Viridiplantae; Streptophyta; Magnoliopsida; Fagales; Fagaceae
Exons: 2
Coding region: 1-912 (303 amino acids)
Source: RefSeq, a predicted model, not a curated record
AUGGUAGAUCGGGGUAGUUAUGUAGAAGUCAUGUACCCUGACUUGUACAAGAGGCUGAACUUAAAACCCGAAGAUCUAAUAGUCUAUGACUCAUCUUUGGUAAGUUUUUAUAGGAAAUUUAUUAUUCCAAAAGGCCAGAGAAGGAUGCCCGAUCAGGCUGGCUCAGAGGUAGUGGAAGUAGACUUCAUUGUGGUAGACGCAUACUCCUCCUACACAGCCAUUGUGGCCAGACCAUGGCUCCAUACCCUAGGAGCUGUUUCUUCGACUCUGCAUCAGAAGGUGAAGCAUUCAUCAAGAGACCGGAUUGAAGAGCUAGUAGGGGAUCAAUUCAUGGCUAGGCAAUGCCUUGUAUCUGUUGGAGCUCAGCUACCACCUCAAGAAAAAAAGGAGUUCGUGGAAUUCCUCAAGAAAAACAUUGACGUAUUCACUUGGAAUGCUUACGAAGCUCCAGGGGUGGAUCCGAGCUUCAUCUGUCAUCAUUUGAACGUCAACCCAUCUAUCAUCCCCAAAAAGCAACCACCUCGGCGCUCAUCCAAGGAUCAUUCUGACGCUGUCAAAGACGAGGUGAUGAAGCUUAAGCAGGCUGGAGUUAUCAAAGAAGUAUUCUACCUUGAAUGGUUGGCCAACACUGUGGUUGUGAAGAAGAAAAAUGGAAAGUGGUGGGUAUGUGUAGACUUCACGGAUUUGAACAAAGCAUGCCCAAAAGGCCAUUUCCCCAUGCCUCAAAUCGACCAGCUAGUAAAUUCCACUGUAGGUCAUCCUUGGAUGAGCUUUUUAGACGCUUUUCAAGGCUACCACCAGAUAACUUUGGCUUUGGACGAUCAAGAGAGAACAACAUUUGUCACCCCCGUUGGGAACUACCAUUACAAAGUAAUGCCCUUUAGUUUGAAGAAUGCCAGCGUUACCUACUAG